Molecule: messenger RNA, 3638 nt
Organism: Salvelinus namaycush (lake trout)
Lineage: Eukaryota; Metazoa; Chordata; Actinopteri; Salmoniformes; Salmonidae
Product: cystathionine beta-synthase-like
Exons: 15
Coding region: 140-1915 (591 amino acids)
Cellular component (GO): cytoplasm
Molecular function (GO): cystathionine beta-synthase activity; cysteine synthase activity
Source: RefSeq, a predicted model, not a curated record
CAUUCUUCCCCAACGAUUGGCUAACCUCCUCGCCCAGAUAGUCCUCUUAAUAAUCUCACUGUUGUGCAAGUCUCUUUCUAUCGCCGGAGGAAGAUUCUUUACCUCUCCAGAUCCCAGCCAUCAGAUACAUAGGUGAGACAUGCCUGCGAUCCCCUCCCUUAAAGACAGCAGUGUUCUGGGCCCUAUCGGCCCUGUGUGCCCGCACGCUGCCAGGCUACGUGUCACCAAUGGCAAUGGGGAUGCCAACGGAUCCUCCAAGAUCCAGGAAGGGCCGUUACAACUCCCAACCAAGGGGGGCGUCAGAGACAAGCUAGAGGUGGAGGACGUGACUGAAACCAUCCAGGCGGUGGGGGAGAGGAAGUGGAUCCGUCCCGACCUGCCCAGCCGGUGCACCUGGAGGCUGGGGGGCAGCCACGCCGACUCCCCCCACACCCAUCCUCAACAGACCAAAGCUCCUAAAAUCCUCACCAACAUCCUCCGGAGGAUCGGUGACACCCCGCUGGUGCGCAUGAACAAGAUCCCCAAGACCUUCGGCCUCAAGUGUGAAAUCUUGGCCAAGUGUGAGUACUUCAACGCGGGCGGCAGUGUGAAGGAUAGGAUCAGUCUGCGUAUGGUGGAGGAUGCAGAGAGGGCAGGACAUCUCAAACCAGGAGACACCAUCAUAGAGCCCACCUCAGGGAAUACAGGUAUCGGUCUGGCCCUGGCUGCAGCUGUGAAGGGUUACCGCUGUAUCAUUGUCAUGCCUGAGAAGAUGAGCAUGGAGAAGGUGGAUGUUUUGAGAGCCCUGGGCGCAGAGAUCGUCCGUACGCCCACCAGCGCUCGUUUCGAUUCACCAGAGUCUCACGUGGGCGUGGCUUGGCGUCUGAAGAACGAGAUCCCCAACUCUCACAUCCUGGACCAGUACCGUAACCCUAGUAACCCCCUGGCCCACUAUGACACCACAGCAGAGGAGAUACUGGAGCAGUGUGAUGGGAAAGUGGACAUGCUGGUGGCAGGCGCUGGCACAGGCGGCACCAUCACUGGCAUUGCCCGCAAACUGAAGGAGAGGUGCCCCAACAUCAAGAUCAUCGGUGUGGACCCUGAAGGCUCCAUCCUGGCUGAACCAGAGGAGCUGAACAAGACAGACAAGACCCAGUACGAGGUGGAGGGCAUCGGAUACGACUUCAUCCCCACUGUACUGGACAGAUCAGUGGUGGAUAGCUGGUACAAGUCUAACGAUGAGGAGUCCUUCAACAUGUCCCGUAUGCUGAUCAGAGACGAGGGCUUGCUGUGUGGUGGCAGCUCAGGCACGGCCAUGGCAGCGGCGGUGAGGGUGGCCAAGGACCUGAAGGAGGGCCAGCGGUGUGUGGUCAUCCUGCCAGACUCCAUCCGCAACUACAUGACCAAGUUCCUGAGUGACAAGUGGAUGUUCCAGAAAGGCUUCCUGAAGGAGUCAGACAUCAUGGUAAACAAACCCUGGUGGUGGAACCUGAAGCUGCAGGGGUUGAACCUCUCUGCCCCUCUGACCGUCCUGCCCACGGUCAGCUGUCAGAAGACCAUCAAGAUCCUGAAGGAGAAAGGCUUUGACCAGGCCCCUGUAGUGGACGAGGCUGGGCUGAUCCUAGGAAUGGUUACUUUGGGGAACAUGCUGGCCUCUGUGCUGGCUGGGAAGAUCAAACCCUCAGACCCAGUCAACAAGGUGAUCUACAACCAGUUCAAACAGAUCCGUUUGACUGAUAACCUGGGGAAGCUCUCUCGCAUCCUGGAGACGGACCAUUUUGCCCUGGUGGUACACGAACAGAUCCAAUACUUGACGGACGGCUCCCCCAGCCUGAAGCAGAUGGUGUUUGGUGUGGUGACGGCCAUCGACUUGCUCAACUUCGUCACGGCCAGGGAGAAGAGGGAGAGGUCCUUCUCUGAGUGCAGUGACCUGUGACCGUGUCCCCGUGACGGCUGGGUCAUGUGCGCACAAACACCUCGUGUACACACACCUCGUGUACACACACUUGGAACACAUUAAUUAAACAUACAGCUCACAACCAUACACAAACACACUGUGACAUUAAUGACAAUAUAAAGAACAUGAGGUCGUAUGAACUUGAUUGGUGGACAAACUGUUGUUGCUGCUUUCUCAUGACAUGUGAGUCAUUUAGCAGAUGCUCUUAUCCAGAGCGACUUACAGAUAGUGAGUACAUACAUUUUCAUACUGUUUCCCCCCAGCUGGUCCCCCGUGGGAAUCCAACCCACAACCCUAGCGUUGCAAGCAAAAUGCAUUCAUAUGAAAGUCUUAAAUCUUUGCUAUAUUUUUCUAGCUUGAUCAUAGAAUGUAGACACUGCCUACAGAGGGAAUUGCCAUGUUGCUCUGUAGUGUUUAUUUAAAUGAUCAGACUGUACCUCUUCCCAUGUACUGAAUCAAUAAUUGUGAAGCCAAUCUUUACUGGGGGAAAAAACGGUUUUAAUUGUGAUCAAUCAAUCAACUCAUUUUAACGCUAUGCAUAAUGACGUAACACUGCACAAUUACAAAAAGGUUUGGGAAACAGACCUGUAUGUAGAUGUAUUUUUAAAGGUCCAAUGCAGCUGUUUUUAUCUGGAUAUCAAAUCAUUUCUGGGUAACAAAUAAGUAUUUUACUGUGAUUGUAUUCAAUUGAAACAAGUAGCUUCUUAGCAAAGAGCAAUUUCUCAAGCAAGACUUUAGCUAGGACAGUUUGGGAGUGGUCUGAGUGGGGAGGGGAAAACUCAAAACUAGCUGUUGUUGGAAGAGAGAUUUGACUUUAGCUAGGACAGUUUGGGAGUGGUCUGAGUGGGGAGGGGAAAACUCAAAACUAGCUGUUGUUGGAAGAGAGAUUUGGAACAUUUUGCUGUUGGUCUAUUUAAAAAUGUAGCGCAUGACGAUGUCACCAUGGAAAGUCGAAACUCCCGCCCAUGCUAACCUGCUGAUUAGAAGGUCCUGUGUAGAUUACAUUUUCAACCAGCAACUAUCAGGAAAUAACACUAAUAAAAUGUCUUCACAUUUUUACAGUGUCAGUUUCAUCAUGUAUGAUAUAAAUCACAGGAAAAACUGCAUUUUCAGACAGUGUUUUUCCUGUGUUUACAUGCUGUUGCACCAAAACAGGCUGGAAUUUCAGGCGGCCUUUUCAAACAGCUCUGACACUAAAAGGGCAUCAGAAUUUUAGCAAUUUACAUUUGAGUUAUUUAGCAGACGCUCCUAUCCAGAGUGAUUUACAGUAAUGAGUGCAUACUUUUUCAGUCAAUCUAAUGUAUUUAUAAAGCUCUUUUUAUAUCUGCAGAUGUCACAAAGUUCUUACACAAAAAACUCAAAGAGCAAGCAAUGCAGAUGUAGAACAUAUUAAUUGUACUGUACUUUUCAACGUCAUACUUAAUGAAAAAUCUGAAGUUUUGUUUCUGGAAUGGUCAAAUAUGUCUAGCUAGUAGCUACCAAAAUAUCAUUUUUUACAAGAUCAUAUGAAAUUAAAUAGUAUGAUUCAUAUGCCAGUAUAAUACAAGGUCAGAGAUAAUUUGGUGUGCCAACAAUGUAUUUGUACGGUUGUUUAUGCUUUUCACUUUGGAUGUAUCAGAGUAAAAAGUCUUAUCGGGAUUUGUGUACUAUAAAAUCACUUUAUAAUCUUAUGAAAAAAUAAAGUUGUUAAAACAUCUCUGAA